CAGAACUCGCGUGCUCUUCGGCGACUGGCCGCCGAACAUGCCACACUUCACAAUGAUUUACCGCCAAACUACCUAUUUCCCCCAAACGGCGGCGCCGACGAUCUGACCUCCUUGGAUGUCCUACUCGCUGGACCAACGCAUACUCCGUUCGCCGCGGGCCUCUGGAAGCUACAUCUCAACAUUCCUCCAACAUAUCCUCAACAACCACCUACUGCGCAUUUCCGCACGCCCAUAUUUCAUCCCAAUGUUGAUCCGCAAACCGGCGGCGUUUGCGUCGAGACCUUGAAGCGCGACUGGGAUAGUUCGUACACUCUAUCACAUGUUCUGCAAACGAUCAGUUGUCUCCUGAUCCAGCCAAACCCCGAUAGCGCGUUGAAUGCCGAAGCUGGAGCACUGCUUCAGGAAAGCUAUGAUGUUUUCGCUCGGCGGGCCGAGCUCAUGACGAGCAUCAAUGCGACGAUCCCGCAG
Messenger RNA from Dissoconium aciculare CBS 342.82, 468 nucleotides. RefSeq names its product UBC-like protein. The record is from RefSeq and is a predicted model, not a curated record. Lineage: Eukaryota; Fungi; Ascomycota; Dothideomycetes; Mycosphaerellales; Dissoconiaceae. The transcript has a single exon. The annotation marks the transcript as partial.